GAAAGAGAGUAACACGUACGUAUAAAUGCAACCAACCCUUCUUCUCCAUUUCUCUUUCUUUCCCAGAUCUUAAACGUUACUCUUUACAGUACAACUCCCUCUCUAAUCUCGCAUUAUUAAUCUCCAAUGGGAAGAGCAUUGUUGUACCUUAUCUUUUCUCUCUUCUUCCUCUCCUCCGCCGCAAACCACCGUAAAGUCGAAUACCUAAAACUCCCAUUACUUCACAAAGACACAUUCCCACCAAACCCUUCACAAUCCCUUUCCUCCGACCUCCGGCGCUUAAACACUCUUUACUCCUCCCUUAACCACCGUAGCAUCCGCUCAGCUAAACUCCCAUUAACUUCUGGCGCAUCUUCCGGCAGUGGACAGUACUUCGUCGAUCUUAAGCUCGGUACACCGCCGCAACGCCUCCUUUUAGUCGCCGACACCGGCAGUGACCUUGUUUGGGUCACUUGUUCUGCCUGCCGAAACUGCUCUUCCCGCCGCCGUGGCUCCGCAUUCCUCGCCCGCCAUUCCUCCACGUACUUCCCCUUCCAUUGCUACGAUAAAAAAUGUAGGCUCGUCCCCAACCCACGAGGCGUUGCGUGUAACCUCACGCGCCAACACAGUCCGUGCCGUUACGUGUACUCUUACUCCGAUGAGUCUGAAACCAGAGGAUUUUUCUCUACUGAAACGACGACGCUUAAUGCCAGCUCAGGCAGUGCUGUGAAGUUUAAAAAGUUUGCAUUUGGUUGUAGUUUUGAAGCGACCGGUCCAAGCAUUACCGGUCCGAGUUUUAACGGAGCUCAAGGUGUAAUGGGCUUGGGCCGCGGUUCGAUUUCAUUAGCGAGUCAACUAGGCCGCCGGUUCGGCAACAAGUUUUCUUACUGUUUUAUGGACUACACAUUAUCUCCAACUCCAACGAGUUACUUAUUAAUCGGCCGGUCCGCUCAAGUCAACGAUUCGAAAAUGAGUUAUACGCCGAUGAUAAAUAACCCAUUUACGUCGACGUUUUACUAUAUUGGGAUUGAAAGUGUUUAUAUUGAGCAUGUAAAAUUACAAAUAAACCCUUCCGUUUGGGCUAUUGAUGAGUUGGGAAAUGGCGGGACUGUUAUGGAUUCAGGGACAACAUUGACUUUUCUCGCCGAGCCGGCUUACCGGCGUAUAGUGAGAGAGUUUAAGCGGUUGGUUAGGCUGCCAGAAGUCAAUGACCCGACUCUUGGGUUUGACUUGUGUGUAAACGUAUCGGGCGUGUCGAGACCGAGUUUCCCUAAAAUGAGUUUCAAACUCAGUGGUGACUCGGUCCUUUCCCCGCCACCCGGGAACUACUUCAUUGACACCGCGGAGGACGUUAAAUGCCUCGCAUUGCAGCCGUUGGCGGCUCCCUCGGGGUUCUCGGUCAUCGGAAACUUAAUGCAGCAAGGAUUCGUGUUCGAGUUCGAUAGGGAUCGAUCGCGGAUUGGUUUUACGCGACACGGAUGUGGUUUGCCAUGAUAACUCGGCAACUCACUGAGUCGUGGAUACUUUUUUUUUUUGUUGAAGGGUGGGGUACAUUUUUUUUCCUGUGGAAAUUAAUAUAAGUCGAUUUGUUGUAGUAAAUUGUGUUAAAUAUAAUUUGUAUUCUUUGUCGUUUUUGUUUGUAUGAUUUUUAUAGGAAACGGCCAAAAAAUGUGGAGAGAGGGAAAAAUAAUAAGGGAGGAGAUGUUUUUGUUGCUUU
Nicotiana tabacum (common tobacco) is the source of this 1696-nucleotide messenger RNA. RefSeq names its product aspartic proteinase NANA, chloroplast. The record is from RefSeq and is a predicted model, not a curated record. Lineage: Eukaryota; Viridiplantae; Streptophyta; Magnoliopsida; Solanales; Solanaceae. Gene Ontology annotation, molecular function: aspartic-type endopeptidase activity. Gene Ontology annotation, biological process: proteolysis.